AUGUCUUGGCUUUUGAACGAUUUGAAGAAAAAGGCGACCGAGGCAAUGAAAGCAUUCGAAGCGCCGAAUGAAAAUGACAGUGCUGUCAAGAGCUCUGAUGAAGCCUCUGCUGACAAUAAAGAAGUUGAGAAGAAAGAUGGAGAGGAGAAGGAAAUCGAGGAGAGGGAAAUCGAGGAGAAGGUUGAUUCAAAACCGACAGAGAGCGGCUUCUUGGACACCGAAAAACUUCAAAGUCAAGGAUUGGCUUUAACAAAUAAACUUUUUGAUUUUGCGAAAAGGACGACGAUUGAGGCGCAAAAACAACUCGAAAUCGUGAAAGGAGCCGUUGUUGAUAGUACAUUAUUGGGUGAUUUGAGUCGAGAACAAGAGGCUUUUCAACAAGAAAUCGCAUCGAAGAAAUUGGAUAGCGGAGCCGCUCCGUGGGAAGACUUGCCCGAUCAAAAUGCGGCCAAGAAGCAAAUGCUUGCUUUGUCUUUAGAUACGCGCACUUUUCUCCGUGACGCUCCAUCAACUCUACCAUUUACUGAGCUUGAGAUUGCUUCAAUGGCAAAAAAAAUGCUGGAAUAUGAUCCGAAUUUGGGAAAAGUUCGCUUUCAAUUGGUCCCGAAACAAGUGACUGAAAAACGCUUUUGGAUCAACUAUUUCUAUCGGAUUUCGUUGAUAAGACAAGCAAUGAAAGAGGAUAAUCCAAUUUCUGAGGAGGAAAAAGUGGAGAAGAAAGAAGAAGAGGGAAAAGAAAAAGGAAAAGAAGAAGAGGGAAAAGAAGAAGAAGGAAAAGAAGAAGAAAGUCAAGAAGAAACGUUGAUUCAGGAGACACCAAUCUCUUCGCAAGAAGCAGACAAAAAAGAAAGCGACGAAAUUGUUGAAGAAAAGGAAAGCAAAAGAAAAUCACCGAAAGAAACGAAAGAAUCCACAUCACCCACAUCACCAAUUGAUGAGGAUUGGGAAAAAGAAUUAUUGGCCGAUUUGACCGAUUACGAGAUGGUUGUCGAGCAGACGGGGAAAAGUGAUGAACAAUGGGAGAAAGAGAUCGGCGAUUUACUUAAUGAGGUGGAAAGCGAACAUGAGGCAAACUCUUCGGAUGAGAAGAAAAAU
Messenger RNA from Mesorhabditis belari, 1095 nucleotides. The record is from the annotation of a GenBank genome assembly. Lineage: Eukaryota; Metazoa; Nematoda; Chromadorea; Rhabditida; Rhabditidae.